Molecule: messenger RNA, 1074 nt
Organism: Scheffersomyces coipomensis
Lineage: Eukaryota; Fungi; Ascomycota; Pichiomycetes; Serinales; Debaryomycetaceae
Exons: 1
Coding region: 1-1074 (357 amino acids)
Molecular function (GO): DNA binding; protein dimerization activity
Source: RefSeq, a predicted model, not a curated record
AUGAGUAACACUACUAAUAAGGGUCAACGCAACCGAGGUCUGCAUAAGCUUGAAGGUUUAACUCAAGAUGGUCAAAAAAGAAAGAACAGUAACAGAAAAAGAACUGGCGGAAUCAUAAAAAAAGCCAGAGCUUUAAAUACUCAUUGUAAUACUGAACUAGCAGUGAUUGUAAAAGAUGAAUUUGGUAAAAUCACUAGUCUCGUCACUUCAAAUCAUAUGAUUGAUGAAGCAAUUAGUCAAUUGCAAUCACUUAAGAAUAAGUUAAUAACUGAAGCAGGAGAGAAAAUCGAAAAAUCGACCAACGAUAAACUGAAUCAACUUUGCAAUGAUAAAACUCACCAAGAUCCUAAACCCACUCAGAUUAAUCUCAGUCCAGAAAAUGAAAAGACACUUGAUAUAACACGGUUUAAUGUAUUACAGAGGAAUAUUCAAUCAGUUCCACAAGUCGAAAUUUCUCAAAGAAAUAAUCGAGAAUCCGAUUCGUUUCAAGAUUGUUCUUCAUAUUUUAUGCAACAUCAUUCAGCUACUGAUCAACCACAGGAAACUAAUUUGACGGGCAGUAGUUCUCAAAUGAAAAGAUCAAACCCCAUUGACGUUGAAAAGGUGAAGACAAAUCAUGUUAAAGAGGCUAAACUAUACGAAAAUUGUAAAGGUGGUAGCAAAUAUAUUGAAAGACUGUUUCAAAAUACUCUUACUAAUGAUGAUAUUAACCAAAAUACUCCUCCUUUCAAUUUGAAUAGUAACCUUAAUCAGAAUAAUAUUGAAUCAAAAUUAGAUGAUAAUGCAGCCCAUCUACAUAACUCCGAUACCAAUGUUAGUAAAACUUAUUUUGCUGAUGAUGUACAGAAUCCAGCUAUAUCAACUCAAAGUCUUAUAUUUAAUGCAAAUUUCACUCAAGAUGUUGGUAAUGGAGUCACCUUUAAUACUAGUUGUUUGGAUCCAAAUUUAUCAACUAAUCAAAAUAAUUUUGAACAAGUUAGCGAUUUAAGCUAUGACAAGGAUUAUAAACCUAGUUCAGACUCUAGUGAAAUAAUAUACAUAAACGUCGCUUGGCAGAAUACACCCUUUAACUAA